CAGACGAGAUCAGGACCGCAUUCCGAUCCGAGACUCGACGACGACGGCGGUGGCGGCGGCGGCGGCGGCUAUCUUGUGAGUUUUGGGCCGCACUCUUCGAGAAACGACGCACCUGGAAGAACGAGUGUCUGCGCUCUCACGUCGUACAGACACGCAUAUCUUUAUAUUAUAUAAUAUAAUAUUGUAUCAUAUCGUAGCGUACGGACCUCGAACCGUCGGCGGCCGGCGCAGUCAUGUGCCGUACAUUGCGCCGUCAGCACCCGAAAAUGGGUCCGAUGCCGAAGAACCUCGGCGAUUCCUACGCCAACCGUCUCGACGUCUUGAAACAAGCGUUGAAACCGUACCGGGACAACAACGCCAACUGUCUGCGGCUGAUCACCAGGUCGGCUAGGGUGAACCUGAACAAGCACUGGAAGAGUCUGGAGAAUCUGUUCACGGCCGGGCACGACCGUCGUGCAGACGUCAAGGAACGCGCCCAGAACGCGGUCAACGAGAUGCUGGAGAACGGGGAGAACGAAAGACCCGCGGCGGCCAUGGAAGCAGCAGUCGUCUACACCAACCCGACAGCGGACGCGGUGGAAAAAUUCCAACAUUUGUACGUGAACGAUCGUUGAGGAUCCACGACAACCGCACACUUGGUUUGAUGAAGUCGGUGGUGCGAGGUGGAUGUUGGGGAGGGGGGGGGGGGGCGAUGAGCUGAGAUCGUAAAUUGUUUAUUGAACACACUUUAUAUUAUUAACACUAUUAUUGUGUACACCUACGUGUGCGUACCUCAUGUCCUUCAUUGUUUUUUUUUUUUUUUUUUGAUAUCGUUUUAUAUUUUAUUUAUUUAUAUUUUUUAUUUUAUUUAACACGCGCACGCACCAACACGUUAUUAUAUUAUUAUAUAUAUAUAUGCACAAUUUUACGCACCGUUUUCGCACUGGUUUUUAUCCGCACAACAGCACCGACACGCACGCUUAUACGCACUUUAAAUGCACUCAAACACAUAAAUAGCACGAUAAGACAUUAAACAUAAUAUUUAAUGUUCACUACAUAAUAUAUUAUUAUAUCACAUCGCACUCGUUAAAUGUUAUCAUGCACCGUUAUGUUCACAUCACACAUUAUUAGAUUUUAUGUAACAUUUUUAUCAUCCGACGAGGAAUACUGCACCACACCGCAGAAUGAUCCGGAUCGUUAUUAAUGUAUGACAUAUUCCUGCACUUUAGACUAAAAUGUACAUAAUUUUUUUAUUAGUUUUAAGUUUAUGUCAGUCAAUUAUUGACGACAAACAAGAACUAUGAAAUACUGAAUUAGUUUUUAUACCUAAUUCGCAUGUCUCACGACGUCGAUUAGAAGAAAUUAGAAUUUAGAAUUUUAGUAAGAUUAAUUAAAUAUAUUGAAUCUGUGAUUA
This is a messenger RNA of Melanaphis sacchari, 1393 nucleotides long. RefSeq lists its product as uncharacterized. The record is from RefSeq and is a predicted model, not a curated record. The transcript has 2 exons. Bases 234 to 614 code for a protein of 126 amino acids. Lineage: Eukaryota; Metazoa; Arthropoda; Insecta; Hemiptera; Aphididae.